AUGUUGCCCCAAAGGAAGAACUGGAAGUCCAUGGGUAAAGGCCUCGUCCUGGGGACGCUUCUCACCAGCUUCAUGCUGCUUCUGUACUCCUACGCGGUCCCACCCUUGCAAGUCAGCAUGACAGAGAUUCCCAUUCCUUAUUCGUGCUCGUCCUACCGCACCCGGGCCCGGCUCUCGGCUUCAGGGAACAGCACCCAAGAUUCCCCAGGAGAAAAAUGCCUCCCCAGGCUCAACAUCAUGUUCAUGAAGACUCACAAAACAGCCAGCAGCACCCUCCUCAAUAUCCUCUUCCGUUUCGGGGAGAAGCACCGCCUCAAGUUCGCCUUCCCCAACGGACGGAGCGAUUUCUACUACCCAUCUUUCUUCGACCGCAACCAGGUGAAAAACUACCAGCCCGGCGUGUGCUUCAACAUCAUCUGCAACCACAUGCGCUUCCAGUACGAGGAGGUGCGCAAGUUGCUGCCGGCGGACGCCGUCUUCGUGACGGUGCUGCGGGAUCCGGCCUACCUCUUUGAGUCUUCUUUCCAUUACUUUGGGGGGAUCAUCCCGUUGACCUGGAAGGUGUUGGGCGAUGACAAGCUGGCUGAAUUCCUGAGGGACCCUUGGCAUUACUACGACCCAAAAGGGUACAACGCGCACUACCUCCAGAAUCUCCUUUUCUUCGACUUGGGCUAUGACAACAACCUGGACCCCAACAGCCCGCUGGUCGAACAGUACAUUCACGAGAUCGACGGGCGUUUUCAUCUGGUGAUGCUCCUGGAGUACUUCGACGAAUCUCUGGUGCUCCUGAAGGAUCUGCUGUGUUGGGAGCUGGAAGACAUUCUCUACUUCAAGCUCAACGCCCGCAAAGGCUCCACCGUCUCGAGGCUGACCGACGACCUCUACCAAAAAGCCACAGCGUGGAACCUCCUGGACGCCAAGCUCUACCAGCACUUCAACACCACCUUCUGGCGCAAAGUGGAAGCCUACGGCACGGCGCGGAUGGCGAGGGACGUCACCCGGCUGAACGAAGAGAACGAGAAGAUGAAGAGCAUCUGCAUUGACGGCGGCCGCCCCGUGGACGCCAACGCCAUCCAGGAAUCGGCCAUGCAGCCCUGGCAGCCCCUGGGCGAGAAAUCCAUCCUGGGCUACAAUUUGAAAAAAAAGAUUCACAAAAAACACCGGAAACUUUGCCGCAAAAUGCUGACCCCCGAGAUACAAUACCUGUCGGACCUCGGGGUCAACCUGUGGAUUACGAAGCUGUGGAGCUGGGUGAGGGUGUUUUUGAAGUGGUAA
Molecule: messenger RNA, 1275 nt
Organism: Thamnophis elegans (Western terrestrial garter snake)
Lineage: Eukaryota; Metazoa; Chordata; Lepidosauria; Squamata; Natricidae
Gene: GAL3ST1
Product: galactose-3-O-sulfotransferase 1
Exons: 2
Coding region: 1-1275 (424 amino acids)
Biological process (GO): galactosylceramide biosynthetic process; myelination
Cellular component (GO): membrane
Molecular function (GO): galactosylceramide sulfotransferase activity
Source: RefSeq, a predicted model, not a curated record